AGACUAAACACUAUACGCCUUAAAAUAGUUAAUUUUGUAAAAAUAAUAAUAAACUGAAUCGCGGAAGGCAUGAGUAAGCGAGAAGCAGCUGAAGGAUGCCCACAGAAAAAUGUGAUUGACCACGAUGUGAGAGAUCACCUGUCCUCACCUGUCAUCAAAGCUUUCAAAGUUUUCCAACAGGAACUUGACACCAAACACGACAAAUAUGAGCGUCUUGUCAAGAUCAGCCGAGACAUUACCAUUGAAAGCAAGAGGACCAUUUUUCUUUUACACAGAGUGACCAGUGUUCCCGAUGUAGAAGACGUUCUGAAGGAGGCAGAUGGAAAACUAGACGGAGUCAGGCAGAAGAUUGGUCAGAUUGCUAAUGAGCUGAGAGGAGAAGACCUCUACCAGUUUCACAGAGCGUUCACACCAGGCAUGCAGGAGUAUGUGGAGGCCGUCUCUUUCCAACACUAUAUCCGCCAUCGCAGCCUUAUCAGCCUGGAGGAGAUCAAUGCCAGACUGGUGUUUAUGAAAAUGGAGAAGGCAGACUCAAAGGACUCACUUGAAGCUCUCCCACUGGGUGCUCAGGUCGUGACCUUCCAGGUGAUGCCUUCAGACUACCUGCUCGGUGUGGCCGACUUGACAGGAGAGCUGAUGCGGUUGUGCAUUAGCAGCGUGGGGAAUGGUGACAUUGACACACCCUUCCAGCUAAGUCAGUUCCUGCGGCAGAUCCAUGACGGGUUUUCCUACAUUGGGAACACAGGCCCUUAUGAGGUAUCUAAGAAGUUGCACACGCUGCGGCAGAGCUUGGGCAAAGUGGAGGAUGCCUGCUACACCCUGCGAGUUCGCGGCUCAGAAAUCCCCAAACACAUGCUGGCUGAUGUUUUCUCCAGCAGAACUGCACUCAUUGACCCAGAAGAAGGUGUGGUUUAAGUCACAAAUGCCUUCAGUUUGUGCAGUCAUCUUGCAUCCUUUAACCAUUUCAGUGGCGGUGAAAUGACACUGUGGUUGUAGUGUAAACCUUUAGCUUCAAUUCAGUGGAGUAAGUCCUAAACUGGCCCUAAGGCUCAUCGAGCUGGACACCCUCACAUGAAGCAGAUGAGAUUCUACGACUCCUCUAUAGAUGGGAUGCCAAUCCAUCCCAGGUUAUGUCUUCAGCCAAGGUUUGUACCCAUAUACAACUGGGCAGACUGGGUCUCUUGUCAAAGGACUAAAUCGGGUAGCCUGAUGUGCACACACCUGCAUAAAUAUUGGUAGCUUAACUCCUAUCACACAGAGCCACUAGUGCAGCAGAUAAGAAAAUAUUUACAGAGGAAUCCUUCAGAUGGUGAUGCAAGCACCAAAUUUGGCACAAAUACACCUUUGACAUCACUCUAUUGAAAAAACACUGUCCACUUGAAUGUUCAUUAGGCGGACAGGUAGGGGUCACUUGAAGAAUUACGCAGGGGUCAAAAUUUUAAUGCUACAGU
Molecule: messenger RNA, 1451 nt
Organism: Thalassophryne amazonica
Lineage: Eukaryota; Metazoa; Chordata; Actinopteri; Batrachoidiformes; Batrachoididae
Gene: tsnax
Product: translin-associated factor X
Exons: 7
Coding region: 70-915 (281 amino acids)
Cellular component (GO): nucleus; cytoplasm
Molecular function (GO): RNA binding; RNA endonuclease activity; sequence-specific DNA binding
Source: RefSeq, a predicted model, not a curated record